Cyprinus carpio (common carp) is the source of this 706-nucleotide messenger RNA. Its product is annotated as protein transport protein Sec61 subunit beta-like. Gene Ontology annotation, biological process: intracellular protein transport. The record is from RefSeq and is a predicted model, not a curated record. Gene Ontology annotation, cellular component: Sec61 translocon complex. Lineage: Eukaryota; Metazoa; Chordata; Actinopteri; Cypriniformes; Cyprinidae.
UCAGUGAAACGUCAUCAAUAGGCUCUCUCUUGUUGUAGUGGUCUGCGUCGGCUGGAGUUCAGUUACAGAGGCAGUCUGCCAGAUUCAAUCUUUUUUUUUUUACCCACAGUUUCCUAAACAUAUAUUAAACAAAAUGCCUGGACCCGCAUCUAGUGCAACAAAUGUUGGUGCCUCCAGCCGUUCCCCCAGUAAGACGGUGGCCCCCCGCACUGCUGGGACCUCAGCCAGACAGAGGAAAGCCCCUAGCAGUGGUGCUCGCAGCGGAGGCAGAUCCACAGCAUCAGCUGGCACUGGAGGGAUGUGGCGCUUUUACACUGAGGACUCACCAGGACUUAAAGUUGGUCCGGUACCAGUUUUAGUGAUGAGUUUGCUCUUUAUCGCAUCUGUAUUCAUGCUGCACAUCUGGGGCAAAUACACCCGCUCCUAAACCUGCAUGACCUCUGGACUCCGACCCUGAAACGUGUCACUGAAUCUUAAGCCAUUGGACCUGGACCAAACUCUGACCAUCAACACCCCAAUCCCUUUUUCUUUAUUAAAACCAACAUUUCAAGGGGUUUUCACCCACACACAAGUUUACCCAGCCACUACAACCAUUUGGUAAAUUAAAAACCAUCAGUUUUUUUUGCUCACCAGAUCAGGACAUUUUUUUGUUAAAAAUUUGUACAAACUAAUAUGUAAGAUUGUACAAUAAAAUGCUGUAAAACGA